CUUGGCGCGCCAUGGCCGCGACCUUCGCCAGCACCGUCCUUGCGCAGCCUGCGCUCGCAUCGAUUGUGUUUGCGUUUCAGUUUGGCUUGUAUGAAGAUGUUUGCCCGGCCUUCCGCGCCUGCAACGAGCUCGUCGAGUUUGACACGAUCCGGCACAACUACGAGUGCGACGCGUCCUUUGGCCAAGCGUAUGCGCCCACCGCCGAAUGGUCGUCCGAUCUCACAGACCCAAUGGCCUCUUCAGCGCUGGCUCUAAACAAGUGGCACCGAGACGACCGCUUUCCGCUGCAUAUGGCCAUUUACAACGGUUUGUUGUUGCGCUGACCAAGCGCAUUCUACGCUGCCGCCCGGACCUCGCCUCGGAAGACGCCAUCAUCUUGGCCUUU
This is a messenger RNA of Saprolegnia diclina VS20, 385 nucleotides long. RefSeq lists its product as hypothetical. The record is from RefSeq and is a predicted model, not a curated record. The transcript has a single exon. Lineage: Eukaryota; Oomycota; Saprolegniomycetes; Saprolegniales; Saprolegniaceae. Bases 12 to 323 code for a protein of 103 amino acids.